Quercus lobata is the source of this 648-nucleotide messenger RNA. RefSeq lists its product as uncharacterized. The transcript is spliced from 2 exons. The record is from RefSeq and is a predicted model, not a curated record. Lineage: Eukaryota; Viridiplantae; Streptophyta; Magnoliopsida; Fagales; Fagaceae. Bases 1 to 648 code for a protein of 215 amino acids.
AUGGCAGAGAAAGAAGACAGAAGCAACGUUGUAAAACUUUGGGUGAAACAAGUGCUGGAAGUAGCUGAGAGCAUGGAAGAUGUCCUAGAGGAGUACAAAUUCUGUGUGGCACAGCUACAAGAUGAUCAACCAAUUAGAUUCAAAGGUUUACUCCAAAAGGUUCCUCACCAGGUCAAAAGUCUCAAACAUCGGCAAGAGAUUACCAAAGAGAUUCAAAAUAUCAAAGCAUUACUCUGCCAAAUCAAGGAGAAAAAUUAUAGAUACGAAUUCAAAGAGCAAGGAUCAAGCAGCAACACAAAGGACGUUACAUGGCAUGACCCUCGACUGGCAGCCCAUUUCAUUGGGGAAGCUGAAGUUGUGGGGAUUGAUGACUCUAGAGAUAAAAUGACAGCUUGGUUGGUGGAGGGCUCAUCUAAACUCUCCACAAUUUCAAUUGUAGGCAUGGCAGUCUUGUGGAUAGUUGAGGGUUUUGUAAAGGAAGAUGAGAAAGGUAAGACAUUGGAGGAGAUGGGAAGUUCAAUUGGCAAAUUACUGAACCUCCAAACUCUGGAUCUGAAGCAUACUAAUAUGAAGUUUCUUCCUAAUUCAAUACAGAGACUGCAGAAACUUAAGCACCUAUACAUAACUGGAAGUACAAUUCGGCCUUAA